AUGGCCGGGAACUUGGACAUGUUUUCAAGGUUGACCGACGAAAUUCUCUUGAUCAUCAUUUUUUUCUUGCCGUUCAAAGAAGCCGCCAGAACUUGCGUUCUAUCCAAGCGUUGGCGCCAUAUAUGGCGGGAAACAAAGAACAUAGACUUUGAUGAGAGGUUCUUUGUCGGAGUUGGUGAAUCCCAGGAAAGACAAGAAACUCAGAGACAGAUUUUCAUAGAUUUUGCAAGACAAUGGAUGAAGAACUAUAAAAAAACUGGCAUAGAUAAGUUUCGGCUCUCAUGCUUGAAGCCCGUAAAUUUCCGUGAGGAUGUCGAGCGCUGCAUUGCAUUUGCCAUUAGCCAUAAUGUGAAGGUGUUGGACCUUGAUUUUUCGGAUCCAAUAUUAUGGGAAGAAGAUGACUUUGGCAAUCAUGAAGCUUUGUUUGAUUUGCCCAUGAAUGUGUAUGGACAUGUUGUUCUGGAAUCCCUGAAGUUGUUUUCUUGCAGUUUUCGGGUGUCUGACUUCAUGAAUCUCAAAGCACUGAAGCACGUAUCUUUAGGUUGGCUUCAGUUGAAAGUGUCUUUUAUUGAAUCUUUGUUACUGAAUUGUCCACUGCUGGAGAGUUUGAGCUUGACGAAAUGUUGGAACUUAGAGCAUCUGCGUAUCAACGGACCAAAUUUGCGGCUAAGAAGUCUAGUCAUCGACAAAUGCAAUUUUCAUAGAGAUCAUUGGUUUUACAUAGAAGCGCCGAAUUUACGGUUCUUGAAAUAUUCAGGGGUGGUGGGAAUUUUUGACAUAGAGAUAAACCGGAACUACAUGGAAGAGGCAGAUCUGGAUUUUGGACUUGAGUUCGAAGUUGAUGAAGCUGUCGGUAAUCUUCUUCAUAAACUCCUAGAACAACUCUACCCCAUCAGGGUUUUGACCGUUUGCAGUUACAUGCUUCAGGUUAUUCCCCUUGGAGAAGAACCAUUGCGUAUGAGUUUUCCCUUGAACUUAAAGCACUUGAUACUGAAAGCUGCUAUGCACGAAAAUGAAUUAUAUGGAAUCCGAUUCUUCCUGAACAGUUGUCCUUAUUUGGAGACUCUUACUAUUGAAAUAGGUCCUGGAAGAGUUUUUGAUGAUUAUACGCCUCCAUUUGAGUUGAACCCUGAUAAAUUCUGGACGCAGUGCCCCAAAUUCGAUUGCCUAGUUAGAAAUCUUAAGGUGGUAGAUAUAAAAGGCUUCACAGGGACAAGACAUGAAGUUUGCUUGCUUUGCUAUCUAAUCUUUUAUGGGAGUGUCUUGGAAUGCAUUAAUAUCACUAUUUGGAAGGAAGGAGGAGCUAAUGGUGGAAAUGUGGAAGUAUACCAAAAAAAGAGCUCAAGGGUUGCAGAGUUUUAG
This is a messenger RNA of Juglans microcarpa x Juglans regia, 1362 nucleotides long. Its product is annotated as F-box protein At3g62230-like. The record is from RefSeq and is a predicted model, not a curated record. The transcript has 3 exons. Gene Ontology annotation, molecular function: protein binding. Bases 1 to 1362 code for a protein of 453 amino acids. Lineage: Eukaryota; Viridiplantae; Streptophyta; Magnoliopsida; Fagales; Juglandaceae.